Messenger RNA from Rhincodon typus (whale shark), 5031 nucleotides. Its product is annotated as RAS guanyl-releasing protein 1. Gene Ontology annotation, biological process: positive regulation of GTPase activity; Ras protein signal transduction. The transcript has 17 exons. The record is from RefSeq and is a predicted model, not a curated record. Gene Ontology annotation, molecular function: calcium ion binding; guanyl-nucleotide exchange factor activity. NCBI's taxonomy places the organism in Eukaryota, Metazoa, Chordata, Chondrichthyes, Orectolobiformes, Rhincodontidae. Bases 74 to 2515 code for a protein of 813 amino acids. Gene Ontology annotation, cellular component: plasma membrane.
CAGAGGAUUCAGUCGUUGCACGAGCAGCAUGAGAUGAACUCUUCACUUUAUUGUCUGCGCUAUUGUAUGAGCGAUGAGAUACCAACAAAAUGCAACAUUUCAGCCUACGGAUAAUAUGGGAACAUUAGAGAGAUUCAAAGAAACUCGGAAACCCCAGCAAGAAUGCACAAACCUUAAAGUUGCCACUGUUCCUAGGCAGAAAAACUACAGCGUAUCCAGCUUAAACCUUGCUCAGGUCACUCGGGUGAGCGUAAUGAUGUCCCUGGGACACCUAGCUAAAGGGGCUAGCCUGGAUGACCUAAUUGAGACCUGCAUUCAGUCCUUUGAUGCAGAUGGGAACCUGUGUCGAAGCAGCUACUUGUUGCAAGUUACACUGACUAUGCAUCGCUUCAAUGUGUCGUCCACGGAGCUGCUGCAGAAACUCAUCACACUAUAUCAAAAUGCUUUAGAGCAAAACUGUGCUGCAGCUUGCCUGAAGGUCUGUUACUUUAUAAGGUACUGGAUAAAAGAGUUCUGGAUAAUGUUUAAAAUGGACAAAGCUCUUUCAGAAACAAUGGAAAGUUUUCAGGAACUGGUCAGAAGGAAUGGUGAAGAGUCACACUCCCAAUUCAUUGACACAUCACAAAUAAAUACACGUGAUUGGUCACGGAAAAUCACACAACGGAUAAAACCAAACUGUAGCAAAAAGCGAAAAGUUUCUCUCCUAUUUGAUCACUUGGAGCCAGGAGAGCUGGCUGAACACCUAACCUACCUCGAAUUCAAGUCCUUCCGGAGGAUCUCUUUUUCAGAUUAUCAGAACUACGUAUUGACUGGCUGUGUAAAGGACAAUCCCACGAUGGAACGUUCUGUAGCUUUGUGUAAUGGCAUCUCACAAUGGGUCCAGCUUAUGGUUCUCAGCAGACCUACACCACAGUUACGGGCUGAAGUCUUCACCAAGUUUAUUUGUGUGGCUCAGAAACUCCAGCAGCUUCAGAACUUUAAUACACUAAUGGCAGUGGUUGGAGGUUUGUGUCAUAGCUCAAUUUCCAGACUCAAAGAAACCAGUGCUUGUGUCCCUCAUGACGUUCAUAAGGUGAUGAAUGAAAUGACUGAGCUGCUCUCGUCCAGUGGAAACUACAACAACUAUAGACGUGUGUACAGUGAAUGCAUAGACUUCAAGAUCCCUAUUCUGGGCGUCCAUCUGAAAGAUCUUAUCUCACUACACGAAGCCUUGCCAGAUUGUGUUGAAGACAACAAGAUUAAUGUACACAAAUUGCAGACUCUCUACAAUCAUAUCAAUGAGCUUGUGCAGCUUCAGAACACCGCACCUCCGUUAGAUGCAAACAAGGACCUGGUUCAUUUGCUCACACUGUCUUUGGACCUCUACUAUUCAGAAGAUGAAAUUUACGAGCUUUCGUAUGCCCGUGAGCCAAGAAACAACAAAGUUCCACCAGCAACUCCUUGUAAGCCACCUGUAGUAGCAGACUGGGCCCCUGGAGUCUCAACAAAGCCAGAUCCCAAGACGAUCAGUAAACAUGUUCAACGCAUGGUUGAUUCUGUCUUUAAAAAUUACGACCACGAUCAGGAUGGCUAUAUUUCCCAAGAGGAGUUUGAAAAGAUUGCUGCAAGUUUUCCAUUUUCCUUUUGUGUUAUGGACAAAGAUUGUGAAGGUCUUAUAAGCAGAGAAGAAAUCACAGCCUACUUCAUGAGAUCCAGCUCCAUCUUCUCGAAAUCAGUCCUAGGCUUUCUGCAUAAUUUCCAGGAGACAACGUAUUUGAAACCAACUUUUUGUGACAACUGUGCUGGAUUUAUCUGGGGUGUUAUAAAACAAGGGUACAGAUGCAGAGAUUGUGGUAUGAACUGUCACAAACAGUGUCGAGACCUGGUGGUGCUGGAAUGCAAAAAUAAAGCCAAGACCACAGAUGCCAGUCCAACCUCGAGCUCCACUGCUCCUGCACUUUGUUCUGCAGAAACCAAAGGCCUCAACACUGCAAAUGAAGAUGGACCAUUUACAUACUUCAAUGAGGAAGUGCAUGAUGAUUCUGAACGCAAAGAUCGCACUAUUGUACUAAUGGGGGGCUCAGCCCAGAAGAUCUCAGUGAGAUUGAAGCCUGUUGUUAUGAACAAGGCCACGCAGACUGAUAUAACUGGCUCAGACACAGAUACCACUGGAAAUCAAGCAACUUCUUUGGGAAGAAUGAAGACAUCAGACACAUCUUUGUUAUCCCCAAACAUACUUCCAUUGUGUCCAAGUCCUAUUCCAGCUCGCAGAAGACCCUGUGUGAAAUGGGAAAAUAUGGCAUCCUUUCACAAACCUAAAAAUGACGACUUUAGCAAGGAGCAUCGAUUAUAUCAACUAGAAAAGGAAAGAACUCUACUUCGAGAAGAGAAAGAAAAGUUGCACAUUGAAAAUACAAGUCUGCAAACAAAGUUAUUGGAGGCACAGCAAGAAAUUAAGGCCCUUACAGAACAACUAGAUUUAUUCCGAAAACAUAUGAUUAUGGAACCAAGAAUCUCAUCGCUGACACAAGAAUAAAAUGUAAUAGAUGUAGACAGUUCAUAACAAGUAUUUCUGUACAGUACUGGAAUCUACAGAAAAUGUUGAAAAUGUGAGAAUUUCUGUGAAAAUUGAUGGAUAUUUUCCGUAUUAUUUAACUGUGUCUUCUUUUCAAGAACAACCUUUACCUAGUUUUUAAUCAGCGAUAUAGAAGCAAGCAUUACUACAAACACUAGACACUUUUGAUAAUAUUUUCCAUCAACUUUAUGAAGUAUCGAGUGCACACCCUGAGCAGCAGACUAAUAUUGGAUGCAGAUGAACAUUUGAUUAAAGAAAACUAAAAAUAACAAUUUUGUAGAGUUACACACGGGGUUAACCUUAAAUUCUGCGUUAGUGUAAGACAGUUAAAAAGGUGCACCAUCCACGAUUCACCUUUACAUGAAAGAGGUGAAUAAGUGGUGGCUCUCCAAUGUCACAACUUUAUACUACUGCUAACCAAUGUUACCUCUAAUCUGUUUUAAACAUAAAUGUGAUUUGGCAAAGAUAACCAUUUCAAAUGUGUUUGUGGGUAGUUUAAAUAAAUACAAUAACUUGCAGGCACAUUUUGUAGUUUGAACUGAAGUUUAUGCAGAAAAUAUAUUCGUUAUUCUAAGAUGAAAGUUGCCAGAAGGAAUCUUUCUAAACAAAAAAUUGUUAUUACUAGAAUUCACAGUAUAUUUUCUACAAACAUUUCCCUAAUAGGUGAGAGGAAGAUGUUACCAAUACUAUCAUUUUAUACCUCACAUUUAGUGCCAAUUUUAACAUAAGACUCAGAGUCUGUUGUAAAAGGUUCUGUUGAAGUAGUUACAUUACUUACUGCAAUGAUCCAGUCACAGUCACCAAAACACCUUUAGCCAAGGAAGAUAUUGGAGAACUAUUUUCACACUAUGGUCAUCUACAGAACAAUGGUAACUACAUUUCAAAAUAAUUUAUUCAGUAUUUGUGACAUCAGGAAAGGCACUCUGGAAGUACAAGUACUUUUUUCUUUCAUCAGAAAGCUCCUUGAAAAUAAAAGGAUGCUAUACCUUUAAAAGUGUUAAGCCUCCUAAAUAAAGAAUUGUCGUAAAGAUUUUGCUUAAAGCUUUUAUGUUACAAGGCGAAUCACCAGCCUAUAUCAAUGAAUCGCAUCCCUCCCUGCCUUUCCACUUAAACUUGAUAAAACAUCCAGACCUGAUCAAAUCAUCAAAGAUGAAUCAUAAUGACUUGAGAGUCACCCCAGAAUCACUCAGAAGUUUCCAUCGCUAGCCCUAAAAAUGUCACAUCUAUAAUGAGGGAGGCUCAGCCAAACAUAUACAAUUACUUCAGUUUUUUUAGUGGGCAUUUAUAGCCACUUGAGGCACACAUAUAAAACAGGCAUAUUCAGAGUUAAUGUUUCAGGCUGUGACCUUUAAUCCAGCACUUUUAAAAAAAAUUCAGAUUUCCAGCAUCUGCAGUAUUUUGCUUUUGUAUUGUUGUAGCCAUAUUCAAUUCAGAACUGAGUGAAUGAUCAAAUGUGAGUUGUUAAAUUCAAAAGUGUACAGUAGCACAUAAACAAAUGUGGCAUAUUCAGUUGUAGUUCAAAUAUUUCAUGCACAAAUGCCUGUAAGUGAAGACUCUGUAUUUUGAACCAGAAUAUACAUAUCGUGUUUGAUUAUGCAAAACCACAAUAUUUAAUUCUGCAUGUUAUACCUCUUUCUGGUAGUUAGCCCCGAUCCAUUCUCAUUCAUACAAGCUACAAGCUUCAAACAUGCAUGAUUGCAUCUUAGUCUAAAAAUACUCAUGAAUGUUUGCAAUGCUGAUGUAAAUAUAAUUGAAAGCACCCUGUAGUGUAGUCCCAAAUCUGAUGGGCGCAUCAAUAAAGAAGUUGUCCUUAGCUUUGAGAAUUAAAUGGUCAUACAAUUCAGUGUAAACUGCUGAAAGGUUUGAUUUGAUUGAAAGCGAAUGUCACUUUUAUCUGCUGUCAUCAACUCAGGUAAGAGCACACGGUGUUAAGAUAAAAUCAAGAGACAUGUAAAUAGUUGAAAUAUAUAUCUUUGUUUAUGAGUAUGAACUAUAUAACAGCCACAUUUUUCCCAUUAUCUGAACAAACCAACACUUCACUCUAUAUGUAUUUCAAAUUAUGUUAGCUAAUACGUUAUUCAGUCUGCAUUCUGGUAAAUUGAAUUGACAUUUGGAGAGUGUAAGUCUCUGGUAUAUUCAGGCUUAAUUUAAAAUAUAUAUUUAAGAUUGUCAGAUCAGGUACUUAUAAAUGUGAGUAGAAAUUUUACUCAAAUCUUUAUGUAAAAUGAAAAGCAGUAUGAUGCCAUUCACAUUGAAUCACCCCUUAAAGACCCAAGGAGCCUUAAGGCUCUGUUAAGUAACUUUUUAUAUAAAAUAAGCAAGUAGUUGUGCUUUUUAGUGAAUGUAUAUAUGUAUAAUUGUACAAUACAUUUUUGCUUAUGUAACUUCACUUGUUUGUGAUGGUUAAGUAAUCUGUAGCAUGAUGUAAUAAUUAAGAUGGAUUCUUUUGUUUAAAGUAGCAAACAUUAAAUAAUACA